CAGGGAGAACAUUUUAAACAAUCUGUAGUUGGACCUAAUAUGGAUGAUAGUGCUUCCGAUGAAUUCCGGAACAAGUCUGAUCAUCCCAGGUGCAAAGCGAACUUUCUAUCUAACCUAUUUUUCUGCUGGGGCUUGCCAAUCUUUUACAAGGGCUGGAUAAAAGAUUUCGGCGAGGAUGAUUUAUAUAAACCACUAAAAGAACACGAAUCUCACCGGCUCGGCGACAAAUUGGAAGAAGAAUGGAAGCUGGAGCGAAUGCAUCACGCGGAACCGCUGCUUUUGAGGGCCUUAUGGCGUAUGUUCCGUAAAGAUAUCAUUUUAUUUGGCAUUAUUCUGUUCGUGCAAGAAUUUAUUUUGGGGUUGUCGCAACCGCUUGCCCUGGGCAAACUUAUGCAAUAUUACGUACCAAAGCAAACUACCGUUACCCUACAAGAAGCCUAUUGUUAUGCUGGGCUCCUGAUUAUGUCAUUAUUCUUGUCUGUUGUCAUAACGCAUAGCUAUAUGUUGGCCAGCUUACAUUUGGGGAUGAAAAUGAGGAUUGCAUGUUGUUCAUUAAUAUACAGAAAAACCCUUAAACUCAGCAAAACAGCUUUAGUAGAAACAACCAUAGGACAAAUGAUAAAUCUGUUGUCAAAUGAUGUGGCCCGGUUCGAUUCCUGCAUGAGAUACUUUCAUUACCUCUGGGUGGCGCCCCUGGAAACUAUACUCAUCAUGUAUUUGCUGUACUAUGACGUUGGAUUGACGUCAUUGUCUGGAUUUGGGCUUAUUGUACUGUUUAUGCCUGUACAGAUGAUUAUGGGAAGGCUACAAUCAAAAUUCCGACUAAAAACCGCAAUGAAAACCGACGAUCGGGUAAGAAACAUGAACGAAAUAAUAUCAGGAAUCCAAGUAAUCAAAAUGUACAAUUGGGAAGAUUACUUUUCGACACUCAUAGAAAAAAUAAGAAGGAUGGAAAUCAAGCAAAUCCGUCUCGCAUCCUACAUCAGAGCCAUUCACGUCUCCUUCAGUAAAUUCAUCACUCGAACGUCAAUUUUCCUCUGCAUCCUAACAUACACCCUCACCGGAAAUCGUCCAAAUGCGGGCUUUGUCUACGUCGUCCAAUCUUUUUACAACAUCAUCAAAACAGCAAUGACCAACAAUUUCCCUCAGGCAGUCACCGACCUUGCAGAAACUCUAGUCUCCAUUAAAAGGAUCGAAAUGUUUCUGCUCUUCCACGAAGUCAAAAAGCUCCAAAUCAAGCAAAAUCAGAGAAAAAUCAUCCAUUCUUCCACACCGUUAAUAAAUGCCGCCAGCAAAAAGUCCGUGGGGAUUUAUUUGCACGACGUUUCAGCCAAAUGGAACAAGUAUCUUCAGGAAAAUACUCUAUCAGGAAUUAAUUUCAAUGUUGGCCCCAAACAACUAGUGGCGAUAGUUGGAGCAGUUGGUUCCGGAAAAACCUCAUUACUGCACGUAGUAAUGCAGGAAUUAUCGAUGACCAAAGGCCUCAAGGAUAUAGUUGGACAAAUUUCCUAUUCGUCGCAAGAACCGUGGCUUUUUGCUGGUACUAUACGUCAGAAUAUUCUUUUUGGAGAGCAGUACAUUAAAAAACGUUACGAGCGCGUGGUGAGAGUUUGUGCUCUGGAAAGGGACUUUGAGAUUCUGCCCUUCGGUGACAAAUGCGUCAUAGGCGAUAGAGGUGUUACUUUGAGUGGAGGACAACGGGCUAGAAUUAAUUUGGCUAGAGCAGUGUAUAAAGAAGCGGAUAUUUAUUUGUUGGAUGAUCCAUUGUCAGCCGUGGAUACUCAUGUAGGGAAAAAAUUAUUUGAGGAUUGUAUAACAGGUUUCCUAAACAACAAAUGCACCGUACUAGUAACUCACCAGCUGCAAUAUCUCAAAUCAGUAUCCAGAAUAUAUAUUAUGGAAAACGGAAAAAUCACUGCCAACGGCACCUAUCAGGAAAUCCAAAACGGCGAUGGUGAAUUUUCAAAACUAUUUAAAGCCCAGAUUGAAGAAGAAGACGAUUUUACUGACAAUCCAGAUGCAAAAUUCAACAUUUGCGAACCAGCGGAAGACCAACCAUCAGAAAUAAAAGAAACUAGAGAAACUGGUACUAUAGCAGGCAAGGUUUACAUGGCCUAUUUUAAAGCGGCUGGAGGCUGGUGCUGCGGUAUUUUUGUGCUAUUUUUAUUCGUUAUCACUCAAGUAGUUUCUACUUCUGCUGAUUAUUUCGUUAAAUUCUGGGUCAAUCUCGAGCAAACCCGAUCCGAAAAACUCAUCAGAAACGACACAAUCUUCAAAUCAUACGAGGACGAAAUUUAUUUGGAAAAAAACUAUGAUAAAAUCAUUACGUUUGGCAUUAAGGAAGAGGAAAAAACUUGGAUUGAUGCCUUUUUUACCACGGACGUUUGUUUUUACUUUUAUUCAUCAUUUGUCGUAGCUGUAAUAGUGCUCACUAUUGUCAGAUCCAUAACGUUUUUCCAGUUUUGUAUGAUGGCAUCGGUAAAAAUGCAUAAUAUUAUGUUUGGAAGGAUAAUCAAUGCCACAAUGAGAUUCUUCAAUACCAAUUGUUCCGGAAGAGUUUUGAACAGAUUCUCCAAAGAUAUGGGCGCCAUUGACGAGAAACUUCCUUAUGUACUUAUUGAUACUAUACAGAUAGCCCUAAAUGUUUUAGCCGUCAACAUAGUUAUCGCCUCAAUAGACGCGUGGAUUCUAAUACCAACUUUCGUUAUAGCCGCAAUGUUCUACUUUUACAAAAACGUUUUUCUGAGAACCAGCAGGAAUAUCAAGAGGAUGGAAGCUACCACUCGUAGUCCAGUUUUCUCUCACAUCAAUGCCUCUCUUCAAGGAUUGACAACGAUAAGAGCCUACGGAGCCCAGGAAAUACUGAAAAAGGAAUUCGAUAACUUUCAGGACAUACACAGUUCGGCGUUUUACAUGUUUUUGUGUAGCAAUCAAACUUUUGGAUUUUGGCUAGAUUUUCACUGUAUUAUUUUCACCGCUUUGGUCACUUUGAGCUUCUUCUUCAUUGGAAAUGAAACUUACGGUGGAAAUGUCGGCCUAGCCAUCACUCAAGCCAUGAGCCUCACAGGAAUGUUCCAGUGGGGCAUGCGCCAAUGGAGCGAACUGGAGAACAACAUGACGUCAGUAGAACGAGUAGUUGAGUACUCUGAAGUAGAUCAGGAAAUCAAGGCAGAAGUCAAAGAACCGCAAAAGAAUUGGCCCGAGCAUGGGUUGUUGGAAUUUAAGUCGGUUUAUUUGAGGUAUGCCACCAAUGAACCCUACGUGCUCAACAACCUUACCUUUAAAAUUAAACCUCGUCAAAAAAUUGGAAUUGUAGGCAGAACAGGAGCCGGAAAGUCUUCCAUAAUGGCAGCACUAUUUCGCCUUGCUGAUGUUGAAGGCAAAAUUCUAAUCGAUGGCGUUUGUACCAAGGAUAUUCCCCUGAAAACUAUGAGAUCUAAAAUAUCGAUUAUCCCACAAGAACCUAUCAUAUUUUCAGGUACUCUCCGAUCUAAUUUGGAUCCCUUCGAUCUUUACGAUGACAAAGCAAUUUGGAAUGCUCUGGCAGAAGUGGAACUAAAAGAUGUAGUGUCAGAUUUAAGAGGUGGUUUGGAUAGUAGGAUGUCUGAAAAUGGUUCAAAUUUCAGUUUAGGUCAAAGACAAUUGAUUUGCCUGGCCAGAGCUAUAUUGCGCAACAAUAAGAUUUUAGUUAUGGAUGAGGCUACUGCUAAUGUGGAUCCUAAAACUGAUGCCCUGAUCCAGACUACUAUUAGAACGAAGCUUGCUGACUGUACUGUGCUUACUAUUGCUCAUAGAUUACAUACAGUUAUGGAUUCGGAUAAGGUACUGGUGAUGGAUGCAGGCGAAGCUAUUGAAUUCAAUCAUCCGUACCUGUUACUCCAGAAUCCUGAAGGCAUAUUUUACGGUUUAGUCAAGGAAACUGGGAAAUCUACUUUCGAACAUUUGGCUAAUGUUGCCAUGGAGAGAUAUGAGCAAAUAUUGCAAGAUCGCCAAUAGCCAUUUGUACAACCAUGAUCCUCUUAUUAGAAAUAAUAUAAGGAACGUACCGUCCUCGUGUGAAUGGAUAAUUUAUGUGUCUCAAAAGUUAGCAGGAAAAUUGUUUUCCAAAAACGAUGCGCAUCACAAAAAAGAACAGAAGCAUUACAGAAUCUUGUAAUUAAUUUUAAGAUAGAUGUUUUUAGAUGUUUUUACAAUCUAAUUUAUUGUUUAGGUGUUAUUUUUUUAUUUAUUUGUUAUUGUUAUGCAAGAUUUUAUUAUUUAAAUACAAUUCUGUUUUUAUAUUAUCUCAAGUUUCAUUCCAUCAAUCAUCCAUUAACUGAACUUGUCAAUAAUUCAAUGAAACACAUCGCCCCUGUAGAGCGAGAAGGGGCUGUGUGCCAAAUACAAGAUUGUUGAGAAAACCAAGAAAACCUCGAAUAAAAUUGCAAUUUUGAUAAUUAUUAUUUAUUUGCAAUUAUUUGUACUUUUCUUGUCUACAUAAGUUUAUGUACAUGCCGCUUGUCACUUUUCUACAGAACGUGAGUUGGGGUAUGAAGAUUUCACGGCGGUUACUGUGGCGGUUAUCUCAAAAAUGGUUCAAUUGCCACUUGGCCCAUUUUAGCUCUACAGAGGCGACAUAAACAUUUUAUAUAUUCCAUUUAUUUCAUAUAAAUAAUAGUGUUCAACAAUAAAAUAUUUAAUUUUUUUACAAUAAUACAUAUUAUCCAUGAUAAAAAGAUACUAUCUAAUCAGCCUAAAGAAAAAGAAGAUUUAAAUAACUACUUUUUACUUGCCCAAAAAGGAUCUAAAGUACUCAAAGGGUCAAUAAUAUUUUCCUGCGCCUCCACAACAUUGACUUUAUUUUCCUCCUCAUUCACUGGAACAACUUCACUCAACUUUUUCUUCAAAUUAUCCUGCAAAAGCAUCUGCUUCAUGUAACCCAACAAAGCCUCAUAGGCAAACUUCAAAUGCUCUCUGUCCCUCAAAAUAUUCUUCCUGAAAUUUCCUAACUUAGCACUCAUCAGUGCCAAAUCUGGAAUCGAUGUUGAUUGGUUGGUUACUUCUAGAAUGGCGUUAGUUAGCAGACAUGUUAGUCCACUUCUACCAAUCCCCGAAGAGCAGUGAACUAACAAGGGAUGGCUGAUGGAUUUUUGUUGUUGGAACAGAGUUAUUAGUUCUAGAAUGUAGCUGAUGAAUGGCUCAGGGGUUGUUGGAAAUAAGCUG
Molecule: messenger RNA, 5202 nt
Organism: Ceutorhynchus assimilis (cabbage seed weevil)
Lineage: Eukaryota; Metazoa; Arthropoda; Insecta; Coleoptera; Curculionidae
Source: the annotation of a GenBank genome assembly